CUGAACAGUGAUGCUUGCCUUGGAUUUACAGAUUUUCAUCCUGAUACCUUGUUUACUUCUUUGGGGGAGAAAAGUUUACUCUAGUUGCUCUCCAUGGUGGCCAAUCUUUUCAAGAGCUUGAUUUUACCUUACAUACAUAAGCUUUGCAAAGGAAUGUUUACAAAGAAAUCGGGAAAUAUAACCAAAAAAAAAGAGAAUUGUCAGCAGAAGAAGGAUCAAGACUUUCCUACUGCUGGCCAGACCAAACCCCCCAAAUUUUCUAAUACCUUGAAAAGCACUGUAAGGAAAAUUGCAAAGUGUUCAUCUGCUCGCAACUUAUCCACUGAAGAAGACAAGGCUAAUAAAGAGUUUUCUCUCUCACCAACAUUCAGUUACCGAGUAGCUAUUGCCAAUGGACUACAAAAGAAUAUUAAUGUAACCAACAGUGAUAAUGAGGAUCUGCUUCAAGAGCUAUCUUCAGUUGAGAGUUCCUACUCAGGAUCAUUAAAUGAACUAAGGAGUAGUACAGAAAAUCAGGUACCGUCAACACACACGAUGCCAGUUAGACGCAAUAGGAAGAGUUCGAGCAGCCUCGCACCCUCCGAGGGCAGCUCUGAUGGGGAACGCACUCUACACAGCUUAAAACUAGGAGCUUUACGAAAACUGAGGAAAUGGAAAAAGAGUCAAGAGUGUGUCUCCUCAGAUUCAGAGUUGAGCACCAUGAAGAAAACCUGGGGAAUAAGAAGCAAGUCUUUGGACAGAACUGCCCGAAACCCAAAGGCAAAUGCCCUGGAACCAGGAUUCAGUUCUUCUGGCUGCAUUAGCCAAACACAUGAUGUCAUGGAAAUGAUCUUUAAGGAACUUCAGGGAAUAAGUCAGAUUGAAACUGAACUUUCUGAACUUCGAGGGCACGUCAAUGCUCUCAAGCACUCCAUCGAUGAGAUCUCCAGCAGUGUGGAGGUUGUACAAAGUGAAAUUGAACAGCUGCGUACAGGGUUUGUCCAAUCUCGAAGAGAAACCAGAGACAUCCAUGAUUAUAUUAAGCACUUAGGUCACAUGGGUAGCAAGGCAAGCCUGAGGUUUUUAAAUGUGCCUGAAGAAAGGUUUGAAUAUGUUGAAAGUGUGGUGUACCAAAUUCUAAUAGAUAAAAUGAGUUUUUCAGAUGCACCAAAUGCUAUUAAAAUUGAAUUUGCUCAGAGGAUAGGACACCAAAGGGACUGCCCAAAUGCAAAGCCUCGACCCAUACUUGUGUACUUUGAAACCCCUCAGCAAAGGGACUCUGUCUUAAAAAAAUCAUAUAAACUCAAAGGAACAGGCAUCGGAAUUUCAACAGAUAUUCUUACUCAUGACAUCAGAGAAAGAAAAGAGAAAGGAAUACCAUCCUCCCAGACAUAUGAGAGCAUGGAUAUAAAGUUGUCUACUCCAGAGCCCAAAGUCAAGAAGAACAGUUGGCAGUCACCUGAUGACAGUGAUGGAGACCUGGAAUCUGACUUCAAUAGAAACAGUUAUGCUGUGCUUUCCAAGUCAGAGUUUCCAACAAAGGGAAGUACUUCCAAGCCAAGCUCAAAAUCACACAGUGCUAGAUCCAAGAAUAAAAUGGCUAAUAGCAGCAGAAUUUCAAAUAAAUCAGAUUAUAGUAAAAUUUCCUCACAAUUGCCAGAAUCAGAUAACUUGGAAAAGCAAACCACAACCCAUUACGCAGAUGCAACACCUCUCUGGCAUUCACAGAGUGAUUUUUUCACUGCUAAACUUAGUCGUUCUGAAUCAGAUUUUUCCAGAUUAUGUCAGUCUUACUCAGAGGAUUUUUCAGAAAAUCAGUUUUUCAUUAGAACUAAUGGAAGCUCACUCCUGUCAUCUUCAGACCGGGAACUUUGGCAGAGGAAACAGGAGGGCCCAUCUACCUUGUAUGACAGUCCUCGGGACCAGCAUUUGAAUGGGAGUAUUCAGGGUGUCCAAGGGCGGAGUGAAAUUGAGAACACAGAAACUGUGGAUAGUGGAAUGAGUAAUGGCAUGGUAUGUGCUUCUGGAGACCGAAGCCAUUACAGUGAUUCUCAGCUCUCUUUACACGAAGAUCUUUCUUCAUGGAAGGAUUGGAAUCAAAUAGAGCAAGGAGCUGAUUUAGGCUUAGAUUCAUCCAUCCAGGAAGGUUUUGAUUAUGACACAAACAGUCUAUCUGACAAACAGCUGGAUGUUUACAAUAAAGACCUAGAAGACUUAGGAAAGUGCCUCAGUGACCUUCAAGAUGAUUCAGAAAGCUAUGAUUUAACCCAAGAUGACAACUCAUCUCCGUGCCCUGGAUUGGAUAAUGAACCACAAGGCCAGUGGGUUGGGCAAUAUGAUUCUUCUCAAGAAGCUAAUUCUAAUGAGCUGUACCAAAAUCAAAACCAGUUGUCCAUGAAGUAUCGAAGUCAAAAUGAAUUGCAAAGUGAUGAUUCAGAGGAUGCCCCACCCAAAUCAUGGCAUAGUCGAUUAAGCAUUGACCUUUCUGAUAAGACUUUCAGCUUCCCAAAAUUUGGGUCUACACUGCAGAGGGCUAAAUCAGCCUUGGAAGUAGUAUGGACCAAAAGCACGCAGAGUCUCAGUGGGUACGAGGACAGUGGCUCUUCCUUAAUGGGGAGAUUUCGAACAUUAUCCCAAUCCACUGCGAAUGAAUCAAGUACCACGCUUGACUCUGAUGUAUACACAGAGCCUUAUUACUACAAAGCAGAGGAUGAGGGGGACUAUAGUGAACCAGUGGCUGAAAACGAAACAGAUUAUGUUGAAGUGAUGGAACAAGUCCUUGCUAAGCUAGAAAAUAGGACUAGUAUUACUGAAAUAGAUGAACAAAUGCAGGAAUAUGAUCACCCUUCAUAUGAAACACCUUAUGAAACCCCACAAGAUGAGGGUUAUGAUGGUCAGGCAGAUGAUAUGGUUAGUGAAGGGGGAUUAGAACCACUAAAUGAAACAUCAGCCAAUAUGGAAAUAAGAGAAGAUGAAAACCAAAACAUCCCUGAACAACCACUGGAAAUCACAAAGCCAAAGAGAAUACGUCCCUCCUUCAAAGAAGCAGCCUUAAGGGCCUAUAAGAAGCAAAUGGCAGAGUUGGAAGAGAAGAUCUUGGCUGGAGGUACUCAUGUUUAA
Galeopterus variegatus (Sunda flying lemur) is the source of this 3099-nucleotide messenger RNA. Its product is annotated as protein unc-13 homolog C. Lineage: Eukaryota; Metazoa; Chordata; Mammalia; Dermoptera; Cynocephalidae. The transcript has a single exon. Gene Ontology annotation, biological process: synaptic vesicle maturation; synaptic transmission, glutamatergic; presynaptic dense core vesicle exocytosis. Gene Ontology annotation, cellular component: synaptic vesicle membrane; presynaptic active zone cytoplasmic component; neuromuscular junction. Gene Ontology annotation, molecular function: syntaxin-1 binding; diacylglycerol binding; calmodulin binding. The record is from RefSeq and is a predicted model, not a curated record. Bases 94 to 3099 code for a protein of 1001 amino acids.